Habropoda laboriosa is the source of this 4083-nucleotide messenger RNA. It is a transcript of the gene lgs, whose product is annotated as protein BCL9 homolog. The transcript has 7 exons. The record is from RefSeq and is a predicted model, not a curated record. NCBI's taxonomy places the organism in Eukaryota, Metazoa, Arthropoda, Insecta, Hymenoptera, Apidae. Bases 153 to 3821 code for a protein of 1222 amino acids.
ACGAUACCGGUCAACGAUAAUUUCGUUGUUAACCUCUACCACGGAUUCGAAUACGUUGUUACGCCGCACGUUGCGGACGAUAGUGGCCAUGUGUUUGAUUCUUACUCAGCUGACCAAGGUCUGACAGGAUAAUUCUCCAGUAAGCUUCAAAGAUGAAAACAGAAAAGAAGCCCAGCGAACCAAGCUGCGUACCAACUACUGUUGUCAAAGAGGAGCCUGACACAGAUCCAGUGAAGAUCAAGGAAGAGGGUACCGGAGCCAACAAUGAUGAUACAACUGGAGAAGAUACCACAGAAUGUCCUAGGGAUCCUUGUUUGGAUCCCUCUAAUGGGGAGGGUACAUUGUCAGGGGAGAAUCAAAAUAGUAGUGCAAAUCAGCCAAUUCUAAACUCAGUGAAGCAAGAAGGUGAUCAUAAUAAUCCCACGGAUGAUAUACCUGAUUGCAGUGGUAAUGUGAUUACUGCAGAUGGUAUUCAGCCAUUAGUUAGUAAUGUUCUUGGAAAACAGAUGGGAACUAGUACAGGAAGUGGUGAAGCUCAAUAUAUGCAACAACAAAGUCAAAUUUUUGUAUUUUCUACAACAUUAGCAAAUAAAGGUGCAGAUGCAGUGUUGCAAGGGCAAUAUCCAUCGAUUAUUGCUUAUCAUUGUGCACAGCCUGGCACUAAAAAAUAUUUAGAGAAGCAUCCAAACAAAGUAAAUCAAUUCCGUCAAAACCCUGCACAAUGGUUAAAUAAUCUUGCAAUGAUGAAGCAAAAAGGUCACCAAGGAGGUGCAAACAAUACUUUUCAAAAUGAGCAACCUCCUGAUCUACCAGCUCUUGACCCUAAUGCUCCGCCAUUCUGGAAUGAACAACCUAAUCUAAGGAACUUAAAUGGUGGUAAUACCCUUGGUAAUUCUGAACCAUCAUUGGAUGAUGCAAAUAUUGAUGUGCCUUGCCUUGUACCAAAUUCACCUGGUAAUACAGCAAAUCCACAACCUCCUAAUAGUACUACAAUGGGCCAUAGUCCCAAUUUAUUAGGAGGUACUACCAGUCCAGGUCCAGGCAGUUUACAGCCAUCACUGCAAGGUGUGAAAGUUCCAGACGAAAAUUUAACCCCACAACAAAGGCAGCAUCGAGAAGUUCAACUAGCGACCAUAAGGAAAAUGCAAAUGAUGUUAUUUCCUGAGCAUAAAGAAGAAUCUGGUAAUGCGUUAGACACAACGCAAGGAACAGCGGUAUCAACGUGUCCUCCAACGAAUGUUCCUUCAGUUGUACCAACUCAGUGUCCUCCAACUAUGGAUUGGCAUAAAUUACAACAUCAGUUUCUUGAUGGAAAAAACAAGACUAGUGUUGGAAGUCCUGGAACUGGCGUUCCAUUACGAGGUGCUAAUAUGGUAGGGGUUCCGCGUAGUCAAGGACCACCGCCUCCAUAUCAUCAAACAACCCGAUCCGCGAGUGUACCAAUUGCGAUACAAAGUCCAAAUCCUUCAUCACCUAACAAUCCAACCAGCAAUUUGUCACUACCGUCACCUCGUGCGAGUUCAGCCCUAAAUUCACCCGCAGACUGUAACAGACAGUUUCAACUUAGUAAUCAGAGAACAAGUCAUCUACCAGGACAAAGUCCGACUAGUCAAGAUUCACCGAAUCCAACAGUUGGAAAUGCAACGGCCGUAUCGACAACGAGACUUAAUCACAGUAAUCCAGGAACGCCUGUUUCUCAUUCGCACAUCUCAACGCUUAGCCCUAGUGGAACGACUGCUCAAAAAGACUCUGCUUUAGACUUCCCCACCAGUCAACCACCAAAUGUGGAUGGUAUGUUUUGCCGCACGCUGCAAUCCUUAGCCCAGCAAAAGCAGCAACACACCGGAGCGGUGAACGCAGCAGGUGUUAAGGAAGCGAAUCUGAUGCCGGUUCCGAGCCCUCAACAGAUUCAGUAUCUUAACACCUUCGAGGGACAGGAGUUAACUAUACAGAAGCAACCAAAUACAAGUCUGAAAGAUGGCAAUUUAUCCACAAACACGGCCAGCAACACAGAAAUACCGAACAGAAUUCUACCAGGAAGUUUGGACGGUAAUAAUCAGUUUCCAGCCAGAUCUGAGGGUGCGAGUCCAGUUCAGAUGGAUAGCAUGAAUCGUGGUUUCACUGGCUCCUUGCAUAGUCCACACACUCCGCAUACUCCGCACACACCUGGAAAUGGUGCUCCCCAUACUCCAGUAGAUCCUGGAAAACCAGGGAACAAGUCGAGCGCGAGUGCACAAAGUAGUCCAGCGCCGCAUAAUACAAAUAUACCGGACAGUAUGGGUCCUCCAAGAACAGUACCGGCAUCACCUACUACGAAACCUGACACAUCUCCGCCAUCGACAAAAGAUACUCAACAGCAACAAAGUCAGUCUCAACAACAGCAACAGCCUCAGCAGCAACAGCAGCCACAACAACAACCACAACAGCCACCUCAGCAACAACAACAGUCUACAGUUGCGAAUCAAAGUAAUUCUGGGAACUCAACUGUGGUGCCUCCUCUAGGAGGUCCAAGCGCCUCCUUUCCCUGCGGAAGACCGUCUAUAAACGUGAGUCAACCUUCAGACAAUGUGCCUCUAAAUCCCAACAAUAUCGGAGGGCGACUCGGCAGUUUAACCGCGAUGAGUACAAAUCACUUCGAUCCCAUCACCUCUUUGGCCCAGAUGAGCCAGCAGCUCACUAACACGGCAGCCAGCAAUUCACUAGGCAACGAAGGACCUAUUCACUCCGGAAACACUGGGAUGAUGCAGUUUGGUAAUCCCCACGGCAUGCAUAUGAUGCAAAUGGGAGGCGAGAUGAACGGAAGCUGUCACAUGGGUGGCCCAACCAGCGAACCGGGCGAAGUAGGAGGAAUGUGCAUGGGUCUUGCAGGACCACCGACAAGCUAUAGUCCGACUACUUCGCACACGGGAAGUCCCGGAGUACCUAGCAAAAUGGGACAUCCUAUAAUGGGUCAUGGUAUGAUGAGUAGCCAUUCUGGUAACGCCGGUAGCGCGUAUCCAGGCGGUGAUCCUCACGCACCACCACCUAGAUUAAUGACUGGACACGUAACUGGUCCUAGUCCUUACAACGGAGCGAACGUUCAAGUAAAACCUAGUGCUCCUAACACUAUACAAUACCUACCAGCGAGGCCCAACGUCGGUCACACACCUAGAGGGCCUCCAAGCUUAGACUUCCUUCAACGAUUCACCAAUCCCCUGUCUAAUUUAGAGUCAAAGAUGGGCACACCAUCUGUAAAUCUCCAGUACUUCCCGAAUGGUUGCGUACCUAAUAGUAUGGGCCCGCAUAGCGGUAUGCCAUCGACUAUGAGCGGCGGACUUCCCGGCAUGGGUGGCUCACCGAGGAUGGACGGGCAAUCGAUGAACACAUCGGUCGGUGUACAUCCCUCGAUGAGACCAGUGGGCAACAUGAGACCUCAGCCUAAUCUAAUGCGAAUGCAGCACAUGGUUGGCGGUGGUGUCUUUCCAGGCGGUUCGAUGGACCCGGAUAAAGUCUUCCCACCUGACAUGGUGUCUCAAGUUCCCAACCAACCGAACCCCGGCAUGUACGUAUCCGGCAGUAAGGGCAGCCCUAUGGGACUGGGUCCGCCACCGGAUGCGACUCAACCAUUACCUCCGAGCAUGGGUGGUGCUACUAGUAAUUUCAAGAACAGCCCGUUCGUCGGUAGUGGGCCAAGCAUGUCUGAUCCGAAUUAUGCUCAACAAUUCCACAACUUCCAGCAACAACUGUACGCCACCGGGACGAGGGGUAGCGGACCACCGCAUCCUAACCUCCAUCCGCCGCCGAACUCGCAUUCGCAUCAGCAGUUCUUCAUGCCGAAAUAAAAAAAUAUCGCUUGAUCGAGAGAAUCGAUGUAUCGCGACGGCGAUUAUUUACGAUCGUGGUGGCCUUUCCGUAUCCUUUUUUCAACGAGUUGCGUUUUAUUUGCCUCCGAGGACAAUUCUGAUUGAAUUCAUGAGAAUGGAACAUAUGCACACAUAGAGACACACACAGAGAUACACACGUUUUUCGGAGAAAUGUAAAGGUUUAUAAAAUUAAUGCGCGAUUAACUUGUAAAGGACAGAUACGAUGUCGAAUUUGUUAAGG